Molecule: messenger RNA, 788 nt
Organism: Cloeon dipterum
Lineage: Eukaryota; Metazoa; Arthropoda; Insecta; Ephemeroptera; Baetidae
Product: transmembrane protein 70 homolog, mitochondrial
Exons: 3
Coding region: 72-758 (228 amino acids)
Biological process (GO): mitochondrial proton-transporting ATP synthase complex assembly
Cellular component (GO): mitochondrial membrane
Source: RefSeq, a predicted model, not a curated record
GCCACGCCCCCUUUUGUUGCUUACCUCACUCCGUGUCUCCGCCGGAUAAAUUCGCAGUAAAUCGGAGCGAAAUGUCGCUAUCUUUGAGGAUUUGCGCCAUUUUCAGGAAUAGUAGGCCCUUAUUGAAGACUCAAACUGCAACGCUGCAUAAUUUUCCGCGGGGUUUAGCGAAAAAUUCUUGUUUCUUCUGCACCAGUUUAAGACAACCAAGUAUCGUUUCCUCGUCAAAUAAACUGCAUUGCAACACAUUUUCAACCAAAGUGGGAGACGGCAAGGAUGAGAAAAUCUACCAGGGUGGCCUGGUGCCCCACGUUCGGCGAAUCAAAUAUUUCACCCUGUCCACCAGCGUGCUCGGCGUGGCCGUUCAGCCUGUCAUUUGGACCAAAUUCUUAGCGAAAGUUGGCGCCGGCAUGGCUUACUCGAUGCUCACUUUUGUCAGCUUUUUCACCAUCGUUACGCCACUUUUGAUUCACUACGUCACGAAGAAAUACGUCGCCGAGAUGUACUACAACCCGGACACGCAGACGUAUACGGCGAUUACCUUCAGCUUUUUCAACGGCAGGGUUGAGACCAAAUUCAAGCAGGAGGACGUCUUCAUGCCGGAUAUGCUGGGCAUUUUCGAGAGCUUCAGAGUGAACAACAAGCCUCUUCUGGUGGACUCGAGCCAGUUCCGAGAACCCAAGGACUACGGCAAGCUGAUGGGCUUUGACAAGCCGAUCGAUUUUACUUAUUACGAGGACAAGGAGAAGCAGAAAUAAGAAUGCAAUAAAUGUAUAGGUUGAAAUUAG